CGUCGUUAAUCUGUCGACAAUUAUUAAAUUUAAUUAAAAAAUUUAAUGACCCGUCGAGAAUCCGUCCACAUAUAUAAAUAAAAAAUAAUUAGUUUUAUUAUUUCGGAGAGCCGUCGAGAAUCCGUCGAGAAAUUAAGAUUUUUGAUAUUAGAUCCUCUUCCCCAAAAUCAGUUGCUCUAAAUAUCACUUCCCUACCCCCGCGCUAGCUGCUCCGCCCCCUGCCCCGUCUGCUGCCUCUCCUCGCCGCCGCGCCGCCGAAGUCGCUCUACACGAGCAGGUUCUCCGCUGCUCCGUUUCGUUUAUCUGAAUCAGUUGCCCCGUUCCGUUUCUAUGAAUCAGUUGCCCUAAAUCAGUUCUCUGAUUAUUUUAAUUGACGUCGGCCCCUGCUCCGUUCGCCGCGCCGUCAGCCGGAGUCCCCUGCUGCAGUCUGCCGCCGCUUCUCUCCCCUGCCGGAUCUCCUCUCUCUCUCUCUCUCUCAAAUUUGAAAGGAUUAUGUUCCAGAAGACAUAGAUAGCAUUUCUGGUUUUGAACCGCCUCAAUCACCCGACUCUAGCUACAACAACACUCAACUCGGUCAAGAGGAUUUUGGGAAGGAGCCACCCAUGGUUCCACCGCAUCUCAAUUUGACAUUACUGAAUGCACCAUCACCCCAGAUGGAGAUUCUGCCUCCUUACUCAAGACCGCAGCAUGUAGUGCUAAACCAUCUUUACAUGCACAGAGAUAGGAGCCGCCCGUCUGUCGUGGCACUUGGUUCUACCAAUCGCUUCCUUUCCAAAUACGUGACGGUGGUGCUUUACAAGUCCAUACAGAGGUAAAGAUUGUGCUAUGACUUUAGCCUUGAUUUCUCAGUGUACUUGAUAACAAUCAGAGAUACAUGUCAGGUAAAUUGCUUAUGUUGGUCUCUGACAUUUCAUACUCUGUGAGCUUGGACCAAGGCCAAGGUUAUGAAUGGGGCACUCGAAAUGGACUCUCAAGUUUGUUUGCACAAAAGAAGAAUGCCCUGAAUCCAUGGUUUUGGAAAAUGAUUAGGGAAAUCAUUAAGUUCAGAGACGACGCCUCUCUUUAUGUUGAAGAGCUCGAUAACAAUCCAGAUAUUGACCGGAAUGAAACACUGGUGACCUUCGUCCAAUCCCGUGGUUACUCUGAGUUAUUUCAGAAAGCUUUUCUUAUUCCAAUUUGUGCUUCUAUUUGGUCAUGGUCUUCGGCAGUGAUGACCUUCUCUGCCUAUUUAACACUUUCGAUCUUGCGUAAUCACGACAUUCUGGAGCUUCUUGGCCUCACUAAACGGUUUACACCGAAAUGGCUUUCACAAAGUUAUGUCAAUGGGAUCAAGAAAGAGCUGGAAAGUAGAGGAUGUCAAGUGAAAACUGAUUCUGAAAUAUGUUCAGUUUUUACCAAUGACAUGGAUGCUCUAAAGAUCCUAGGAAAGCAGGCGACAUAUGAUGAAUUAAGAAUACUUGGUGCUUUUCAAUAUGCCUACAGUGAUAUUUUCCUUCAUCAUGACGACAAUCUAAUGCCAAAAAUCCUAGGGGCAUGGGGCUCAAGGAAUUUUCUUGGAACUACCAAUGACAAAGCCUGUAUAACAUAUUGGCUCAACAGCGUUCAGGGGAACCGACUCUAGAUUGGACGACGAGGAAGAAGAUUGCAGUGGGAGCUGCAAGGGGGCUGCUGUAUCUCCAUGAGCACUGUGAUCCCAAGAUAAUCCACAGGAAUGUGAAGGCUGCAAACGUGCUGCUAGAUGAGCACUAUGAGGCCGUU
Molecule: messenger RNA, 1758 nt
Organism: Salvia miltiorrhiza (redroot sage)
Lineage: Eukaryota; Viridiplantae; Streptophyta; Magnoliopsida; Lamiales; Lamiaceae
Product: brassinosteroid LRR receptor kinase BRL1-like
Exons: 9
Coding region: 875-1621 (248 amino acids)
Biological process (GO): protein phosphorylation
Molecular function (GO): oxidoreductase activity; protein kinase activity; ATP binding
Source: RefSeq, a predicted model, not a curated record